This is a messenger RNA of Diospyros lotus (date-plum), 2141 nucleotides long. RefSeq names its product vacuolar cation/proton exchanger 3-like. Gene Ontology annotation, cellular component: plant-type vacuole membrane. Gene Ontology annotation, molecular function: calcium:proton antiporter activity. The transcript is spliced from 12 exons. The record is from RefSeq and is a predicted model, not a curated record. Bases 377 to 1741 code for a protein of 454 amino acids. Lineage: Eukaryota; Viridiplantae; Streptophyta; Magnoliopsida; Ericales; Ebenaceae. Gene Ontology annotation, biological process: intracellular calcium ion homeostasis; calcium ion transmembrane transport.
UGUGCCAAACAGGGCUUAAGUCUGUGUCUGGGCAAAAUGAAAAUCAGAAGCAGACCAACUGCCACCGCCGAAAGCGAUGGGCAAGAAACCGUUUCUGUGGCUAUCGUUAACAUCAAUUCACGCAUACUCAUCAUCUACACUUUGCUACUGGCUUGUUAAUAUUGCGAUUGCUUGAUUUUUCGCCGUUUCCUUGCUCGAUUUUCCAUAGAAAAUAUCGGGUUCGCAACUAAAGGUUUCUUCUUCUUGUUGCCCGAUUCUGCUUCUUGGUUUCCCGUGAAUUUUCUGCAAUUCGCUGUUUCUGGUGAGAUGGAUCUCUCCCCGCUUCGAGGAUUAAUUUCAUCGUUUUGCUACUUUCAUCUAUUUGCCGCCGCAUCGGAUGGGUAAUGGCAAUUCACAAAUGGCGGGAAUCAAAUCUCAUAUUGAAAUGGAAUCACUAGAGGAAUCCUCAGUGAUUGAUAUUGAUGAUGAAUGCUUGAUCAAUCAUGGGUCUACUGAUAGGAGGUCGCAAUAUCUUGGAGCAGCUCGUUACAGAUAUGACACUGUUGAUUUAUGUUUGGAGGACUGUGGAUGGAAAGAUAUAUGGAAUAUGGUGUUGAGCAGAACCAAGGUUGUAUUCUUCUCAAGCAAAAUAAAUUUGCUGGUGCCUUGUGGGCCUUUAGCAGUAAUGGUCGAUUUCUUGACUGGUCAUCAGGGUUCAGUCUUCUUGCUAAGCUUGUUGGGCACCAUUCCUUUGGCAGAGCGGUUGGGUUGGGUUACAGAGCAGCUUGCUUUCUUCACUGGACCUACUGUUGGAGGCCUUCUAAAUGCUACUUUUGGAAAUGCCACAGAGCUUAUUAUAUCAAUUCAUGCGAUGAGAAGUGGAAUGAUACAUGUUGUUCAGCAGUCAUUAUUGGGCUCAAUUCUGUCCAACAUGCUGCUGGUGCUUGGAUCUGCUUUUUUCAGUGGUGGUAUUGCCCAUUCUGAUAAGGAACAAGUGUUUAGCAAGGCAAAUGCAGAGAUGAAUUUGGGAUUGCUCUUGAUGGCCGUUAUGGGCCUGUUGUUCCCUGCAGUGCUCCAAGUUACACACUCUGAGUUGCAUUUUGGAAAGUCUGUGUUGGCCCUUUCAAGAUUCAGCAGCUGCCUUAUGAUUUUGGCAUAUGCUAUCUAUAUAUUUCUUCAGCUAAAGGGCCAGACAAAUCUCUAUCUCCCUGUUAGUGAGGAAGAGAGUCAGACUGACGUGAGCUUGGAUGAUCAAGCAGCCCCUGACAUCUCCAAGUGGGAAUCAAUGAUAUGGCUCUCUAUCUUGACUGCAUGGAUCUCGUACCUGUCAGAAUACUUGGUUAAUGCCAUAGAGAUGGCGUCUGUUGCACUGAAUAUUCCGGUCGCAUUUAUCAGUGUUGUCUUGCUCCCAAUUGUUGGGAAUGCAGCAGAGCAUGCAAGUGCUAUAAUGUUUGCUAUGAAAGACAAGCUUGACAUAUCUUUGGGAGUGGCAAUAGGAUCAGCAACACAGAUUUCCAUGUUUGGGAUUCCUUUUUGUGUGGUUUACGGAUGGGUCUUAGGUAUACCUAUGGACUUAAACUUCCAACUUUUUGAAACAGCCACUCUUUUCAUGACGGUUCUAGUCGUGACCUUCAUGCUGCAGGAAGGGACUUCUAAUUACUUUAAGGGACUAAUGCUCCUCCUCUGCUAUUUGAUAGUUUCUGCAAGCUUCUUCGUACACGUAGAUCCUGAAUCAACAUUGGAUGAGCCUAAACUUAAAUGACUAAAGCGCACAGGAAGUUGAUCACUCAGUGAACUAGUUGAAUUGGCAGCAUGAAGAAUUCAUGAAGUUGAUCUGCUAAAGCUCAAGCUCAAAAGCUCCUGGUAUGUCACUGCACAAAGUCAAAAAAUAGAUCCAUGCUGAUGCCCUAUUGACUUGAAAAGUGUCACUGCCAGUGCUUCAUUUUUCUCUUUUAUACGCAGCUGUCGUUUGGUUUAUUGGCCUGAACAAAGAUGAUGAUUGUACAUACUCUCUAGCGUUCAUAUUAGAUUAGUAUUAACGAUAGGAUCAGUGUCAAUUACAGUUCUCUUCUUGCAAAAGAUACAGAAGCUUUCAUCAAACUGCAGAAUAGGUGAUAUAUAUAUAUGUGGAUAUUGGCAAAUUGAGAUGGAAGCUUUUAUCA